Messenger RNA from Aspergillus candidus, 1071 nucleotides. RefSeq names its product GOLPH3/VPS74 family protein. NCBI's taxonomy places the organism in Eukaryota, Fungi, Ascomycota, Eurotiomycetes, Eurotiales, Aspergillaceae. The record is from RefSeq and is a predicted model, not a curated record. The coding region runs from base 1 to 1071 and encodes 356 amino acids. Gene Ontology annotation, cellular component: cytosol; Golgi cisterna; trans-Golgi network. Gene Ontology annotation, biological process: Golgi organization; Golgi to plasma membrane protein transport; Golgi vesicle budding. The transcript has 3 exons. Gene Ontology annotation, molecular function: phosphatidylinositol-4-phosphate binding.
AUGUCCGCAGCCGGGGGCUUGACUCGCCGAAGGGGUGGCGGUCGGGUCGCUGGCGCAGAUGAUAACGACGACAGCAGAGUCUCGUCUCCCGUGUCCCGAAAUGGCUCUGCGCUCGACCACCGCGGUCCCGAAACCUCCUUCACCAGCGCCGAGAAUGGCCACAAGAUCGCCUUUGACCCUCGGGACAUCAGCGAGACAGAGGAACGCAGCAAACAGCCCAAGCUGACGCUGAUGGAGGAAGUGCUGCUGUUGGGUCUGAAGGAUAAACAGGGGUACCUGUCGUUCUGGAAUGAGAAUAUCUCGUAUGCACUGCGCGGCUGCAUCGUCAUCGAACUGGCGCUGCGCGGUCGCAUCAGCAUGCAGAAGGAUUCGGCUCGACGACGCUUCCCCCUGGCCGAUCGCGUGAUUGAGGUUAUCGACGACACGUUGACUGGGGAGGUCUUGCUGGACGAGGCGUUGAAGAUGAUGAAGUCGAGCGAGAAGAUGAGUGUGAACUCGUGGAUCGACCUAAUGAGCGGCGAAACGUGGAAUCUGAUGAAGAUCGGCUACCAGCUGAAGCAAGUACGGGAACGUCUUGCCAAGGGUCUCGUCGAUAAGGGCGUCCUUCGCACCGAGAAGCGAAACUUCCUCCUCUUCGACAUGGCAACGCACCCGGUUGCCGACGGCGGCGCCAAGGACGACCUCAACCGCCGAGUCCGCAACAUCUGCACCAACCGCACCGUCAUCCUUCCGCCCAACACAUGGUUGCCGGAGGACUCCGAGUAUCGGUACCUGCGGACGGUGGUCAUGGUGUGCGCCGCAUACGCGGCCAACGUGCUGGAGAAUGCCCUGGUCACGAUGAGCCACGAGUCCCGCGAGCGGGCCUUUGCCCAGGUGGAUGAGCUGCUGGCCGAGUAUUCGCAGUUUCCGUUCGCGCGGAAAGCGGGCGGCGGGCAGGCGAUCGGGGCCAACCUGGCGCAGGCCAUCAACGAGGAGGUGGAGAAGGGCAGUGAGAGAGAACUUCAGAUGGAGGUAUGUGCUAGAUUGACGGUCACCUUUCCACCUUUUGACAAGGAGUCUUCACUAACAUGA